Molecule: messenger RNA, 487 nt
Organism: Pocillopora meandrina
Lineage: Eukaryota; Metazoa; Cnidaria; Anthozoa; Scleractinia; Pocilloporidae
Source: the annotation of a GenBank genome assembly
AUGCGUCAACCGGAAGGUGAUAAGCAAUUUCUAUCGGCUCUUUCAGACUUAAAGACUGUGACAAUGUACAAGUUCAUCCGGACAGUAUCUCUUGUACUUAGAUGGAGCAUACCACUGGCGUUACAAGUAGCAGCCACACGCAUUCUUCUAAACUGAAGAAAAGACUAGACGAAGCGGUGGAAAAUGCUUCGUGUUUUGUCCAAAAAUAUUCGAAAAUAACAGUAAAAUGAAAAAUGACGUUCCAGUCCCAUCUGAGGCCGAGUUAAAGUCCUUCUUGUUUGUAACAAAGGGUAGAACUAUUGAAACUGUCCCAAACCUCUAUGACAGGAAGUAUUUGGACACGCAAUACAAUGAACUGCUGGGAGCCUGCGCUAAAGUGAACACUGAAACGAUGACUGAACAAGCAACAAUUAUUGUAAAAGAUACUAGCAAUCAAUCCAGUUGCAAUGCCUUUUACCGCAAGCAAACAUGUCAAACUAACCCAGUU